Molecule: messenger RNA, 1410 nt
Organism: Cicer arietinum (chickpea)
Lineage: Eukaryota; Viridiplantae; Streptophyta; Magnoliopsida; Fabales; Fabaceae
Product: putative protein phosphatase 2C-like protein 44
Biological process (GO): protein dephosphorylation
Molecular function (GO): protein serine/threonine phosphatase activity
Source: RefSeq, a predicted model, not a curated record
AUUUAAAGUUUGUUCAAAACUUCAAAAGCUAUAGAGAUUGACAGUUACUUGUUAUUCAAAAUAGCCUCCUAACGGAUAAUUAAAGUCAAUUAAUUUAUUCAAUUUAGCAGCUACUUUCACACCUUACUUGAAUGUAUCAUCCCCUCAAGUCAAUUGAAUCAAAAGGGCUAUCUAUUUUGUUCUAUAACUUUUUUAUUUUCUAGUUAUCUUGUGCAAUUGUCAAAUUCUCACUGAGGAUUUCAUCCAAUCAUUUGAGCAUAAAAUAUGGGAAUUAGAGAUUUUCAUAUCAAAGUCAAGGCACUCAGGCUCUCAUGUUUAGGAAAUAGAGGCAGAAGAAGUUUUCAUGGGGUUGCAAACAAACCUUCAUGGAUGGUGCCAAUAACACAUGGUCAUCAUGUGGUGGAGCAUGAUGUGAUUAAAGGUGGUUCUGAUGACUCUGAGUUUGAUUCAGUUGUUAUACAAAGGGAGCAAAUUGGUGACACUGAAUUGUGGUAUUUUGGAAUCUUUGAUGCUUUGAUUGGAGAUGGUGUUACCAAAUAUUUGCAAUCCAAUUUUUUUUACAAGAAUCUCAAAGAGUCCCAUUUGAGGAGAAAAACCAAAGAAACACUCAAGAGAGCUUACCUAGGUGCAAGAACAAAGGCCAGAGAAGCACAGAAAUCAGAGGAGAAAUGCAUAAUAGGUUCAACAUCUGUGAUGGUGAUAAAUGGAGAAAAACUUGUGAUGGCCAACAUGGGAGAUUACAGAACUGUUUUGUGUAGAGAUGGUGUAGCUUAUCAAACAACUGGAAGAUACAAUCAAUCAUCAAAGAGACAUUGGUUUCGCAGACUCUUUUCAGGUACAAAGCGUUCUAAAGCUUCAGAACUUGUGGUGGGAGGUGAUUGGAUUGACUCUUAUACUGAAUUUGUGAUCUUAGCAAGCAAUGGCAUAUGGGAGGUGAUGAAAAACCAAGAGGCAGUGAAUCUUAUUAGACACAUAGAGGAUCCACAAGAAGCAGCUGAGUGUUUGGCUAAGGAAGCAUUGGUUAGGAUGAGCAGAAGCAACAUUUCAUGUUUAGUCAUUCGGUUCGAUUGAUUCCUCACCAUAUUAGUAUAUCCUAAAGCUUAGUUGAAUAGAUGAAUGCCAAAACAGGUAGCAAAAACUUUGUAUACCAAAGCUUCUUAUAGCAAUUGUAGUAAAAAAACUUAUUGAUACAGCCUUGAAGAUUGGGAUGUGGUGUGUGAAGAGUUCAAUUUGACCACUAUAUCUAGGUGAUUGCACCUUCAUUAUGUCAAAAACCCAAAAAAUAAUUUUGCUUCAAAGUCUAGUAGAUUCAUAGGAAUAUAUUGAUGACAUGUUAGGUUUCUUAAGAAUUCUUGGAUGUAAUUUGCAUUUGUGUUUAGAAUGAUUUGUGUACUCUCCUCUGACAGUUCA